AUGGCGAAUCUCAUCGAACUCUACACGGAAAUGCCUCCGAUAACAAGGGGCUAUGUAACUGCAUGUGUAUUAUCAACGUUGGCCACGCAAUUCGACUUCCUCAGCCCGUUGCAGUUGUAUUUCAAUUGGGAGCUUAUCCUUUAUCGAUAUCAGUUCUGGCGACUGUUCACUUCCUUCUGCUACUUUGGCCCGUUCGGCUUGAAUUUCUUCUUCAAUAUGGUAUUUAUCUAUAGAUACUGUCAAAUGUUGGAAGAAGGCUCAUUUCGAGGGCGAAGGGCCGACUUUGUGUUCAUGUUUAUAUUCGGUGGGAUUUUAAUGACAAUGUGUGGUAUCUUUCUGCAAAUUCAAUUCCAUGGUCAUGCCUUCACGAUGAUGCUCGUUUACAUCUGGAGCAGGCGGAAUCCUCAUAUUAGGAUGAACUUCUUCGCAGCUCUCACGUUCAACGCGCCGUAUUUGCCAUGGGUGCUUCUCUUUUUCUCAGUGCUGCUGGGAAAUAACGCGCUCGUUGAUUUUAUCGGCAUCGCGUGUGGACAUCUCUACUUUUUCUUGGAGGACGUUUUCCCCCAUCAGCCUAAUGGAAUGCGACUUCUGAAGACACCAGCAUUGCUACAGUAUAUCUUCGAUGAACCUCCACUUCCCUACGUCCCAGAAGAAGAACGGCCGGGCGGCAUGAAUUGGGGAGCCCCGGAUUUGAUG
Molecule: messenger RNA, 696 nt
Organism: Mesorhabditis spiculigera
Lineage: Eukaryota; Metazoa; Nematoda; Chromadorea; Rhabditida; Rhabditidae
Source: the annotation of a GenBank genome assembly